GCUGCUGGACGGCUGCGCAAUGAACGCAUCGGCGUUUUACUGUGGGAUAGCGGGAAUGAUUAUGAAUUUCUUGUGUUUUCUGUGGAUACUGCCGGCGGUGUGGGCUGUGGAAGAAGUACUAAUGGACUCAACAACAGCAACUGCAGAACUGGGCUGGACCAUCUACCCAUCACAGGGGUGGGAAGAAGUCAGCGGCUAUGAUGAACACAUGAACACCAUACGAACAUACCAGGUGUGCAAUGUCUUUGAUAGCAGCCAGAACAACUGGGUACGCACCAAAUACAUCCGCCGCAGUGGUGCUCAGCGCAUCCACGUCCAGAUGAAGUUCUCAGUGCGUGACUGCAGUUCUAUACCCAAUGUCCCUGGCUCCUGCAAGGAGACCUUCAACCUGUACUACUAUGAGUCAGACUCAGACAUGGCUACUAAAUCAUCUCCAUCCUGGAUGGAGAACCCCUGGGUGAAAGUGGACACUAUAGCAGCUGAUGAAAGCUUUUCUCAGGUUGAUCUUGGUGGACGCAUCAUGAAGAUUAACAGUGAAGUCCGGAGUUUUGGACCUGUUUCGCGCAAUGGCUUCUACCUCGCUUUCCAGGAUUACGGUGCCUGCAUGUCACUCAUUGCUGUCAGAGUCUUCUACAGAAAAUGUCCCAGAGUGAUCCAGAAUGGUGCCGUCUUCCCUGAGACUCUGUCUGGAGCAGAGAGCACCUCACUGGUGGCUGCCAGAGGGGUGUGUGUUCCCAAUGGGGAGGAGGUGGAUGUACCCAUUAAGCUGUACUGUAAUGGGGAUGGGGAGUGGAUGGUACCCAUCGGGCGUUGCAUGUGCAAAGCUGGCUAUGAAGUGGUGGACAACGGUACACUCUGCAGAGCUUGUGUAUCAGGCUUCUUUAAGGCUGCACAGGGAGACCACAAAUGCCUGCAGUGCCCCAUUAACAGCCGAACCACAAGUGAUGGAGCAACAAAUUGUGUCUGUCGCAACAGCUACUACCGCACUGACUCUGACCCUCUACAGAUGCCCUGCACCACUGUUCCAUCAGCUCCACAAAAUGUCAUCUCCAUAGUGAAUGAGACCUCUCUGAGGCUGGAUUGGAGCCCACCACAGGAGAGCGGUGGCCGAGAAGACGUUGUCUACAACAUCAUAUGUAAGAGCUGUGGCAGUGGGCGGGGUGGCUGCACCCGCUGUGGAGACAAUGUGCAGUUUGUCCCUCGUCAGCUGGGACUGACUGACACCCAUGUCCACAUCAGUGACCUCCUAGCUCACACCCAGUACACAUUUGAAAUACAAGCUGUCAAUGGAGUAUCUGACCAGAGUCCUUAUUCACCACAGUACACCUCUGUCAACAUCACCACCAACCAGGCUGCACCAUCAGCAGUGUCCAUCAUCCACCAGGUCAGUAGAACCCCUAACAGCAUUACACUGUCCUGGUCCCAGCCUGAUCAGCCCAAUGGAGUUAUCCUGGACUAUGAACUGCAGUACUAUGAGAAGAACCAGGCAGAGUGGAACUCAUCUCUAACAAGGAGUCAGACCAACACUGCAGUCAUACGAAGCUUGAAACCUGGAACGAUCUAUGCCUUUCAGGUUCGGGCUCGGACUGUUGCUGGAUUUGGACGCUUUAGUGGCAAAAUGUACUUCCAGACCAUGACUGAAGAAGAAUAUAACUCCAGUAUCCAGGAGAAACUCCCCCUCAUCAUUGGUUCUGCUGCUGCAGGGGUAGUCUUCAUCAUUGCCAUCACUGUCUUCAUAGUUGUCUGCCGCAGCAGGAGAAGUUCAGACAGACCAGAAUCAGAGUACACAGACAAACUCCAACAUUACACCAGUGGUCACAUGUCACCAGGAAUGAAGAUCUACAUUGACCCCUUCACUUAUGAAGACCCCAAUGAAGCAGUCAGAGAGUUUGCGAAGGAGAUCGACAUUUCCUGUGUCAAGAUUGAACAAGUGAUUGGUGCAGGUGAGUUUGGGGAGGUAUGCAGUGGAAACCUCCGUCAACCUGGGAAGAGAGAGAUCCUCGUGGCUAUUAAGACACUGAAAGCAGGCUACACUGAACGCCAGAGGCGGGACUUCCUAAGUGAGGCAUCAAUCAUGGGCCAAUUCGACCAUCCAAACAUCAUCCAUCUGGAGGGCGUGGUGACCAAAAGCAGCCCUGUGAUGAUCAUUACUGAGUUCAUGGAGAACGGAUCCCUCGACUCCUUCCUCAGGCAAAAUGAUGGGCAGUUCACAGUGAUCCAGCUGGUGGGAAUGCUGCGAGGUAUAGCAGCUGGAAUGAAGUACCUGUGUGACAUGAACUACGUCCAUCGAGACCUGGCAGCUAGGAACAUCCUGGUCAACAGCAACCUGGUGUGCAAGGUGUCUGACUUCGGCCUGUCACGCUUCCUUGAGGAUGAUACUUCAGACCCCACCUACACGAGUGCACUGGGAGGAAAGAUUCCCAUCCGGUGGACGGCUCCAGAGGCCAUCCAGUACAGGAAGUUCACCUCCUCCAGUGAUUGCUGGAGCUAUGGCAUUGUCAUGUGGGAGGUGAUGUCAUAUGGAGAGAGGCCGUACUGGGACAUGAGUAAUCAAGAUGUCAUCAAUGCCAUAGAGCAGGACUACAGGUUACCCCCCCCUAUGGAUUGUCCUAGUGCAUUGCAUCAGCUGAUGCUGGAUUGCUGGCAAAAAGACCGGAACAACCGGCCCAAAUUCAGCCAGAUUGUCAGCACUUUAGACAAGAUGAUCCGCAACCCUAACAGCCUCAAGGCCAUGACACCACUGUCAUCAAGUGUUCACCUACCUCUGCUUGAUCGCAGCACUCCAGACUUCUCCUCUUUCAGCACAGUGGAUGAGUGGCUGGAUGCCAUUAAGAUGGGCCAGUACAAGGAGAGCUUUGCCAACGAAGGCUUCACCAGCUUUGAUGUGGUGUCUCAAAUGACCAUGGAGGACAUCCUCAGAGUGGGAGUGACAUUAGCCGGCCACCAGAAAAAAAUCCUCAACAGCAUCCAAUCCAUGAGGGCCCAGAUGAACCAGAUCACUUCAGUGGAAGUGUGA
Seriola dumerili (greater amberjack) is the source of this 3016-nucleotide messenger RNA. RefSeq names its product ephrin type-B receptor 2-like. The record is from RefSeq and is a predicted model, not a curated record. Gene Ontology annotation, cellular component: plasma membrane; neuron projection. The coding region runs from base 20 to 3016 and encodes 998 amino acids. NCBI's taxonomy places the organism in Eukaryota, Metazoa, Chordata, Actinopteri, Carangiformes, Carangidae. Gene Ontology annotation, biological process: central nervous system projection neuron axonogenesis; axon guidance; protein phosphorylation. The transcript has 16 exons. Gene Ontology annotation, molecular function: protein binding; transmembrane-ephrin receptor activity; ATP binding.